ACAUGCGAUAGGAGUUGUGGUUUUUAAAUUUAAAUGAAGUAAACAUUUGGAAGAAAAUAAAGGUUCAUUUCAAAGAUCCAAAACAAAAUUGAACGUUGUAAUUGUUUGUGCUGCCUAUGCGUUAUUUUAAUAAAGUUACAAUGGUGGCACGUUUUUGUAUUUAACGUUAUUCAUUGAUAACAAAGAAAAUAAUUAUGACCGAAAAAAAUAUUAACUACAAAAAAGCUUCAGAAUAUUGGGCAGAUAUUCCAGCAACAUUAGAUGGAGUGCUUGGAGGUUUUGGUUAUAUAUCAGAUAUAGAUAUUGAGGGUUCAACUCUAUUUUUGAAAUCAAUUUUAGCAUUAGAAAAUGCACCUAAACCUGGAUUAGCACUUGAUUGCGGUGCUGGUAUAGGUAGAAUAACUAAGCAUCUACUAGCACCCCUCUUUGAAAGAGUUGAUGUUAUUGAACCCGAUGAAAAGUUUAUUAAUGCCAUUUCAAGUUAUGUUGGAGAAAAUAAAAUUAAAAUAGGCAGUUUAUAUCAAACAAGCUUACAAAAAUUUGUACCAGAGAGAAAAUAUGAUAUUAUUUGGAAUCAAUGGGUUUUAGGUUACUUAACAGAUAUCGAUUUGAUUGCAUAUCUCACAUGCUGCAGAGAUGCCCUUUCAAAGAAUGGAGUUCUUAUUGUUAAAGAAAAUGUCACUUCAUCGGGAAAAAUAGAGAUUGAUGAAACAGAUUCAUCAGUCACAAGACCCCUUAAGCAAUAUUUAAAAAUAUUUAAACUAGCCAAACUGAAAAGGAUAAAACAGAGUAAACAAACCAACUUUCCUACGGGGAUUUUCCCAGUUUACAUGUUUGCAUUACUCCCUGUUGACCCUGAUGAAUCUUAACAUUGGUUUAUGUUAUAAUAUACAAUAUUUAAUUAAA
Messenger RNA from Vanessa tameamea, 906 nucleotides. RefSeq names its product alpha N-terminal protein methyltransferase 1-like. Gene Ontology annotation, molecular function: N-terminal protein N-methyltransferase activity; rRNA (adenine-N6,N6-)-dimethyltransferase activity. NCBI's taxonomy places the organism in Eukaryota, Metazoa, Arthropoda, Insecta, Lepidoptera, Nymphalidae. The transcript has 2 exons. Bases 195 to 869 code for a protein of 224 amino acids. Gene Ontology annotation, cellular component: cytoplasm. Gene Ontology annotation, biological process: N-terminal protein amino acid methylation; rRNA modification. The record is from RefSeq and is a predicted model, not a curated record.